AGCAUGGAGACUUUGAAAAAUAAGAGUGAAGGGUCAAGGAUCCAACUUGAACAGGUCCUGAACCCCACUGAUGUUUCACAAAGAAAAACUAAGAUUAUCUGUACCCUGGGCCCAAGCUGCUCUACUAAGGAAAUGCUAGUGGAUAUGCUCAACGCAGGUAUGGAUAUCGCAAGACUUAAUUUCUCCCAUGGAGAUCAUGAGAGUCAUGGUGUCAUGCUUGAGACAUUGAGAGAAGCAGUCAAGAGUAUCCCUGGCAAGCAAUGAGCUGUUCUUUUGGAUACCAAAGGUCCUGAGAUUAGAACCGGAUUUCUAGAGAAUCAUGAAAAAGUCUCAUUCGAAGCUGGGCAAGAACUCGAAAUCAGCACUGAUUAUUCAAUUGAGGGAAAUAGCAAAAGAAUCGCUUGUAGCUAUAAGAGUUUACCUAAGACUGUCAAGCCAGGUGACCAAAUUCUGAUCGCUGAUGGUAGUCUUGUCUGUACUGUUGAAGAAUGUCUAGAUGAUUGUGUGAGAGCAACAGUUGUGAACAACGCUACUAUUGGAGAGAGGAAAAAUAUGAAUCUUCCAGGAUGCGUAGUCGAUCUCCCAACAUUGACCGAGAAAGAUGAAGAUGAUCUCAUUGAUUUCGGAAUCAAGAAAGGUGUCGAUAUCAUCGCUGCCUCCUUCAUUAGAAGUGCAGCUGAUGUCGAGAAUAUCAAAGAUGUCCUUGGACCAAGAGGAUCUCAUAUCAAAAUUAUUUCAAAAAUCGAAAACCAAGAAGGACUCAACAACUAUGAUGAAAUCUUGGAAGAAUCAGAUGGGAUCAUGGUUGCAAGAGGAGACCUUGGUAUGGAAAUCCCUCCAGAGAAAGUAUUCCUUGCUCAAAAGUGGAUGAUUGAUAAGGCAAAUCUUGCAGGAAAGCCAGUUAUCACGGCUACACAAAUGCUUGAAUCAAUGAUUAAAAACCCAAGACCUACAAGAGCAGAAGCUAGUGAUGUAGCAAAUGCUGUAUUGGAUGGAUCUGAUUGUGUCAUGCUUUCUGGUGAAACAGCUGGAGGAUCAUAUCCCCUAGAAUCAGUAACCAUUAUGGCUAAAAUUGCAUGUGAAGCAGAGCUCAUGUUUGAUUACGAAAAACUUUACAAUGAUAUUAGAUCUCAUGCUCCUGCACCAAAGCACACAGCUGAAUCAAUUGCUGCUGCUUGUGCCUCUGCAGCAUUAUCUUUGCACAUUGAUAUCAUCAUUGUGUUGACAGAUACUGGAAGAAUUGCUAGGUAUGUAGCCAAGUAUAGACCAAGACAAGUAAUUCUCGCAUGCAGUGUUUCUGCUCAUAUUGUCAGACAGAUGAAUCUUUCAAGAGGAGCUAAAGGUUUCAAAGUUCCUUCAUUCCAAGGAACAGAUAUGCUUCUACAAGUUGUUAUCAAAGCUGCAAAAGAUCUCGGUCUUUGCGAGACUGGUCAUAAAGCGAUCACCAUUCAUGGAACUCAAGAAGAAAGCCCUGAUGAGUCUAAUGUUAUGGAAAUUAUCGAUAUUGAAUAAA
This is a messenger RNA of Moneuplotes crassus, 1513 nucleotides long. Lineage: Eukaryota; Ciliophora; Spirotrichea; Euplotida; Euplotidae. The record is from the annotation of a GenBank genome assembly.